GCUUUCGCCUCUAAAGCGCCAGGCGAGCGCCUCCAGCCGCCGCACUUUCACUCUCCGUCCGCCGCUACACUCGCUCCGUGUCUGGUCCCUGUGUUUCCCCUGCCACCCGAGCGCCCUCCCGCCCGCGCCAUGGACACCAAGGUCGUCGCCGUACUGGCCCUAGUGCUGGCUGCGCUCUGCCUCAGCGAUGGAAAACCGGUCAGCCUGAGCUACAGAUGUCCAUGCCGAUUCUUCGAAAGCCAUGUUGCCAGAGUCAAUGUCAGGCAUCUCAAAAUCCUCAACACUCCGAAUUGCUCUCUCCAGAUUGUUGCAAGACUGAAGAGCAACAACAGACAAGUGUGCAUUGACCCGAAAUUAAAGUGGAUUCAGGAAUACCUGGAGAAAGCUUUAAACAAGAGGUUCAAGAUGUGAGAGGUGGGUCAGACGCCUGAGGAAACCUUACAGAAGGAGCCCAGGUCUGAAGUCAGUGUUAGGGAAGGGCCAACAGCCAUUUCCUCUGCUCCUGGGCACGGCUGAAUGCAUUUCCAAGGGCCUUGUUUUUGCACAGUUUGCUUUAAUUUCACCAUUUGAUUAUGUAGCAAAAGUAAAUGGUGUUUAUUUUUCAUUUAGUUUGAUUAUCCAGUGUCAUUGGUGACUAAUAGGAACUUAGGCUAAGGCCAUUAUGUUAUUUGCCUUAUUAUAGUAUCUUUCCCAUGGAGCCCCCCUGGUCCUCUGAUUAGGGGUUCCUACAUUUUAUAUCUCUCUAAGCUGAGACAGGAGGCUCACCCCCUUUCCAAAUGGAAGCCGGGGUCCGCCUCCUCCCUGAGGAUUGCAGGGCUUCCUUGGGCUGAGGCAGGAAUGUGAGGCCAGGGCAGAGUGAGACCCACCCCUCAUCCCGUGCUCUCCUCCACAUCCCAUCACGUCCUUCUCAUCAUUCUCUCUCUCAUCCAUCAUCAUGUGUCUCCAAGACUGUCUCCAUGAUCCUGAAAAAGUACUCUCUCAAGAUGAAAGCUUUCACUGAAACUGGGCACCAAGAAGGAAAGCCAAAUACCUGGUGUUCCCUGAAAACACUGUGCACAUCUAUGUCUUGUUUGGAAUAUUGUCUGUUGUCCAAUCCUAUGUUUUGUUCAAAGCUGAUGUCCUCAUCCAUGACCAACAUCUUGGUGCAUGCACUGCCCCUUCCUCCUGUGCAAAGGCUGAGUGUCAGGAGCCGCCCCCUUGGGCACUUUGAAUAGUUCCUGAUUAGGGCUGUGAUCAAGCUGAAUCUGGUUCCCCCACGGGUCACAAAACUAGGUGGAUCAGCAGAUAGAGCCCAAGGGAAUGCUGUUUGCAGCAGCGCUGAUCUCUGAGGACUGCUAACACUCAAUGUCUCUAGAGUUGUUGAUAUCUUAAAACUUCAGAGUUUUUUCCUCCUGGUGCCAAGCUCAGUAUUGUUCUGGAAAUAACAAGGGGGAAAAUAUCAAUUUUUAUUAUUAUUUUCAAAAUAAAAAUCAUAAAAUAAUCAAUCCUAGGUAUGAAAAUCCCUUCCCAAUUAAAGUCUAACCAUCUUCUUCACCAUUGGGCAAUGCCAUCAUGUCUUACCUUAACCCUGGACUUCUCUCCUGGCACAUGUCAAUAUGCACUUCCAGGAUGUACAGCCAGGCAUUCCUCUAAGAAAGUGGGAUAAAAUUCCUGACAUUUGAAAUUUUCCCUUUAAGAGCAGUCUAUAGAGUUACAUUAAACUGCUUUAACAUGUAGGUAUUUGGAUGUCUUUGUAUGUUUUGUUUUUCAUUCAGUCUCACUAAUACCUUUCUCUUUUUGGUUAAAGACUCUAGUGAGACACUUUAAUGAGGAAGAUGGGAAAAAUGAGGAGCAAAGCAAGGAAAGUUAUCAGUUGACAUGACAUUGUACGUAGCGUGGAGAAAGGAAGUUAAAAAGAGAUUUUACUUGCAGGUGUUCUGAUAUUUCAUAAUCUGUAAUUAGAAAUGUGUGUCAGGCAUUUCCAUAAAUAUUAGCUUAAAUUGGUUUUUUAUAGAAGAAGUAAAUCCAUCUACCAAAAAAUUUCCCCCAAUUCAAACAUAAGAUUUUCAAACCAGUUAUGUUAUACUGGGGGGAAAAUGGGGUUAGGAGAUCUUUAUUAAUUAUAAGAACACUGAGCUAGUUUAAAAAUUCUCUUUUGCAAUUAACCCAUCCCUACAAGUCUUCUGAUUUAUACAUGAAAUAAUGGAAUGUUCAGUGAGACAAUAAUUUUCCAGGUAAUCCAAGUUAUCCUUCAUGGAAAACUUAGGAGCACCUCCCCUCUGGAAUCUAGAAACCAGGACCAUUAAAUCUCUUGCUUCCAAAGAAACAAACUUGACCAUAAAUCUCAACUAGAGUUAAGUAAGGAAUCAUUUGUUUCUCCUGCAUAGGGGGAGGAAUAGAUGAGAGUAGAAACUCCAGGGAAAUAACAGUUCUCUACUAACAAUUGUCUCUCCUAAGUGGAGACUGCCUGGCUGAAGAAAAUAUGCAUUUAAAUGGCCCAUUAGCAAAGGAAAAGUCUCUCCCCAUCCUAAUCCCAGUUUGCUUUCAAAAUACCAGUCAAAUGCAUCAUGGAGCUGAUGACUAGGGACACCCAGCUGUUCCUCCUAGCCCUGGUGCUGCCCGUACCCUGACAUUCCCUUGGGCUCCAUGCAAUCUCCUGGGUUAUCCUUCACCCCUGACACUAGCCUUUGCAUCAGGACUGGGAAGGGGGGCUGGGGGCUCACAGACACGCUGUAUGUUGGAAUCCAAAUCUAUGCCAUGUGUUGUUUGCACUGUUGUUUGUCGCCCUCUGGCCAAGGCACUGAGACACUAGCGAGRAAGUGCAGGAGGGCCCUCUGCUCUCUACCUGUUCACCAGAGAUCAGAGAUCACCUCCUAAGAAAGUUGGUUCAGCUUUGAGCAGAAGGUCUGCAUUGCAAAAGGUGGCAGUCUCCCCUGGGGGAUAUCCAGAGAACUAAAUCUUUUCAUUGCAUCCCACUGAUCCUUCCAGGAUGUGAUUUUUCUCCCUGAAAUUAUUACCCAGGGCUCCCCAGUUGGGAGUUGAUCACCUUUCUCAUGUAGUGCACCCUUUUCCAGCUGGAUGAAAAUCUGGGGGUCCUAUUCCCUCUGCACAGCUCUCCUAAUCCACUCUGAAGGACCCCCAUUCCUGGAAAUGCUGCCUAGAAAUCUCCAAGUCCCUCAAGCAGACCACUGACAAAACCAACCUCGCCAGGCUCUCAGUCUUUGAGCAGUGAUGGGUUCAGUGUUAAAUGUGAUGAAUACUGUAUUUUAUAUUGUUUAAAUUGCAUCUCCCAGAUAAUGUGAAAAUGGUCCUGGAGAAGGCAGCUUCCUGUAUGCAGUGUGUGCUUUUUUUUUUUUUUUCCCUUAAAGUAACAACUCUGAGAAACAACAAUUACUACUUUGAAGUCAUAUCCAUGAAAAAAAUGUAUCUGCACUUAUA
Urocitellus parryii (Arctic ground squirrel) is the source of this 3417-nucleotide messenger RNA. RefSeq names its product C-X-C motif chemokine ligand 12 (gene Cxcl12). Gene Ontology annotation, molecular function: chemokine activity. Gene Ontology annotation, cellular component: extracellular region. The record is from RefSeq and is a predicted model, not a curated record. Gene Ontology annotation, biological process: immune response. Lineage: Eukaryota; Metazoa; Chordata; Mammalia; Rodentia; Sciuridae.